Molecule: messenger RNA, 933 nt
Organism: Synchytrium microbalum
Lineage: Eukaryota; Fungi; Chytridiomycota; Chytridiomycetes; Synchytriales; Synchytriaceae
Exons: 5
Coding region: 1-933 (310 amino acids)
Source: RefSeq, a predicted model, not a curated record
AUGGCAGCUCCUGAACCAUCAGCCAUCGUAGGUCCAUCUCAAAUCAAACCAGAAUUGCGACCAUUUCCUAUUCAACGAACCGAUGGAAACUCAUUCCAAGACAAACACAUUAUUUUUGGAUUUCAUCCAGUGUAUGGUCGCACCAUGGGUUUAACGAAAGGCGACGAGAUUAGAUCUGGAGUCUUCAUCUCCCUCAAGAAUGGAUCAAACUUUACGUUGAAUGCAAUCCCAGGCCGCUACUACAUCCUGGUCUUAAAGGGCUCUCUCGCCAUCCAGCUCGCAGUGCCCACAUCCGAAACAUACACCUCAGGCCAAUGUGUCGAGAUAGAGGACUCACCAACCAAAGCACACUGUAAAGCUACAGUUACAUCAAACGAAGGUCUAAUGGCUCUGCUGCUAAUCAAGGACGUGAUUCCAGAACACGAAUUUGAGACUAUUGUGGAUGAUAAAGCCAAAGUCGCAUUUUCGUUUGAUCGAUUGAGGGUUACGAAGGGAGGAGGAUCUACUAUUGAUAGUAUUGGUCAGGAAUUGAACAAAGUAUGGAAGAGGAAUGGGAUUUUGAGUAGUGGUGUUGUCAAGUUGCAAGCGAUAUCAUUCUCAGACGUAGCUCCAGAAUGUGUCGCACCCCUGCACCCGGCGUACAGCAAAUACCUCAACUGGACAACAUUCCUAGGGUCUGGUAGAGCUGAAUUCGGAACUAGUGAUGGAAUGACCCGUGAAGUAGGCGCUGGUCACAUUGUCUAUUUUGACGAUGCAGAAGGAGAGGGUCAUGCUUACCGAGUUGCGAAUUACAAACCAGUUAAACAAAUCUUUAUUACGUUGGAACGUGAGGUGACGCGAUGGGGAGAAGGCAAGACCGGGUUUGAAAGUGGACUGGCGGGUUUGAGUUGGGAGCAAGCUGAGGAGUUGAAGAAAAAGGGUGGUAAACUGUGA